GCGCAUCAAUACAUUACUUGUUCGAACUACUUUCGUCCUUUCACGUUUCUUCUUCAUUGGAAAAUCAUCAAGUAAGAAAGUUUUUGAGUUUUUUUGAGAAUUACCACACUUUAAACUAAGUUUGUAGGCGUUAAGAACUUGUUUUCACGCGUAUUUAACAUCUAUUAUAUAAUACUUAAAUUGUGCCUGUGCCAAAUGUGAUAUUUAAAGUAUACAUGCGGUAAAAAUGGCGGAAUGCCAUGUGACAAUUUUCGAAAAAAUAAAAUUUUAAAUCAAUAUCUUUCGGGUUCUUCCAGUUAAAACAAAGAAAUGGCUGAUGAAGAAUUUGAACAAGCCCACUCUGGAGCUUCGCAAACUUACCCAAUGCAAUGUUCUGCACUACGUAAAAACGGUCACGUCAUGCUGAAGGGAAGACCAUGCAAAAUUGUUGAAAUGUCGACUUCGAAAACCGGAAAACACGGUCAUGCCAAAGUUCACUUGGUUGGAUUAGAUAUUUUCACUAACAAGAAACACGAAGAUAUCUGCCCUUCGACCCACAACAUGGAAGUGCCCAAUGUUAGACGUGAUACUUAUUCGCUAAUUAAUAUAGGAGACGACAACUUUCUAACUUUGAUGACCGAUAGUGGGGAUACUAGAGAGGAUUUGAAAGUUCCUGAUGACUUGUGCAGUGAGCUCCAGAAAGCUCAUGAUAAUAAUACCGACAAGGAUAUCAUGAUCACUGUUCUGAUGGCUUGUGGAGAAGAAAAAAUUAUCAGUUUUAAGCAAGUUGAUGGUAAAUAA
This is a messenger RNA of Dimorphilus gyrociliatus, 780 nucleotides long. The record is from the annotation of a GenBank genome assembly. NCBI's taxonomy places the organism in Eukaryota, Metazoa, Annelida, Polychaeta, Dinophilidae.